This is a messenger RNA of Penicillium canescens, 504 nucleotides long. RefSeq lists its product as uncharacterized. The record is from RefSeq and is a predicted model, not a curated record. The coding region runs from base 1 to 504 and encodes 167 amino acids. The transcript has a single exon. NCBI's taxonomy places the organism in Eukaryota, Fungi, Ascomycota, Eurotiomycetes, Eurotiales, Aspergillaceae.
AUGGCAGUCGAUGUAUCGCCCAUGCAACAGCACUCAAAUCCAAACCCUAUGAAGAUCAGUUCGCUGUUGAACCAUCAAGCGACGCCCACGCCGCAAUACGCGCGACACUACUCAAAAGAUCGGUCGCAACGCGCAGAACAUGCCAGUCACCUGCGAAAAAGCCGAAAAUCGAGACCCAUGGUUCAAUUAAAUGGCUGCCCCUCCAAAAGACCAUAUGUGCAAACGACAGGGCUCUCACUCGCCAUUGCCGGACGGACAGGCGUCGAAAACGCCACUACAAGCGCACCCAGCCGGCCCACGCGUCGUAUGAAAUACUCACUUGAGGAAAGCUACUUCAUCUGGCACCAGCGCGUCGUUCUCUGGAAAGAAUGGCAUAGUGUCCUUACAAACUUCAACCACCAGUUUCCGAACCGUCAACGUCUUGGUGAGGACCGCUAUCGCUAUGGAGGAAUUCAAGACAAAUUCUAUCGAUUUAUCAAACUGGAACGCUUGCCGGCUUACUGA